Clonostachys solani is the source of this 1332-nucleotide messenger RNA. NCBI's taxonomy places the organism in Eukaryota, Fungi, Ascomycota, Sordariomycetes, Hypocreales, Bionectriaceae. The record is from the annotation of a GenBank genome assembly.
AUGACUUCCGAAGCCCAAAUAGACAGUUUCCAAAAAGCGAACCCUGAGGUAAAGCUGCUCAUUCCCACGUCGCCAGAAUGGAAGGAUCGUCGGGCUACGAGAGGACAAGCCGGGCAAGAGACAAAGCCUUUGGGCAUCGCUAUACCUACUAAUGCUCAGCAAGUGGCUGGUAUCGUCCGUUGGGCGGUCAAGAAUGAAAUCGAUUUCACCGUUCGCACUGGCGGUAACGAUUUCUAUGGCAGGAAUGCGGCAGAUGGUGCUCUAAUUAUUGAUAUGCGAGAUAUCAAUUCUAUCAAUGUGGCAGAUGAUAAAACAACAGCCACGAUCGGCGGCGGUGUCCUUGCAAAGGACAUGCUGCUCAAGUUUGAUAAGUACAAUCUCACCGCUCCUCUUGGAAACGCCUUAGAAAUUGGCUACGUGGGGUGGUCAACGAUUGGCGGUUAUGGACCAUUCACUGGAGCCUUGGGGAUGGGCUUUGAAGGAAUUGUCGGAGCGGAGAUUGUCAACCACGAGGGAGAAAUUGUGAAAGCCACCGGUGAAAUACUAGAAGGUUUGCGAGGCAUGGGUGGCAACCUCGGCAUUGUCACAUCGUUGACAAUCAAGGUCUACCCAAAGAGAGAGAUCCUCAUUGGAAUGUUAAUGUUUGAUGACAGCCCGGAAACAAUCAAGGCUAUUAUUUCCGCGGAGGAGAAGCUCACUUUCCCCAAGGAUCUAAACAUCCAUCACUUCCUUAUCCAAACGCAGCAGCGAAUGCUUGCUAUCAUGUUCAGCUGGGGUGGUUCAGAUGUGGAGGAAGGCAAAAAGUAUUUGGAGACAUUCACGGCAGCCUUGCCGCCGGCCAAGAUGAAUACUGUCCAGCAGAAGUCUCUCCUGGGGCAUUAUGAGAGCUUGCAAAUACCAUGCCUACCAUAUGGCGGCCAGAGAUCGAUAUACAUCAAGGAGCUCUCUCCCGGGAUAUUCGACAUCCUUAUGGAGGCUGUCAAGAUUAUGCCUGCAUUUGUCAACAUUGGUUGGUCAAUGAAGACUGUUAUCGACCAGGAAGCAACGGUACCAAAUUGCUUUGGCGCAGGCUCUCACAUUUUGCUCUCGUUCACGGAUAUGGUACCCGAGGAGAAAUAUCUUGCCGAGACAAGGAAGUGGAACGACUGGUUGUAUGAAAAGAUUCGCUCUUCCGGGGAUCCCGCUGUCAUGGAGGGGUCCUAUCCCGCCCUGACGAGGCCAGAAGACAGAACUGCCGAACAACUAUUUGGGGAUAAAUGGCCUCGAGCCAAGGAGCUGAAGGAGAAAUUUGACCCUAACAAUGUUUUCAAAUAUGCCUUCCCAAAAUUCUAG